AUGAACAUCGAGGGGGAGGAGAUGCGCAAACCAAUCCGGCUCAUCGCGGCUGCCUGCAGUGACAUGGGCAUAGGAAAGAACGGACAGCUUCCCUGGUGUCUUCCAAAGAACAGAAUAUCAACAUGUCCAGCAGAGAAAACAGAGCUGAGACUUUCAUCUGUCAAUGCUGUUGUUCACGGUUCUGCUCAGAGGAGAAGACAGAGCAAAGAAAGACCACCCAACCUGGGUGAUCUGAGGAUUGUUCUUCUGGGGAAGAACGUGUCAGAAAACAGUCGAGUGGGAAACUUCAUCUUAGGACGAGCAGCGUUUGACAGUGAAGCUCCUCCAGAUGUUGUAGAGAGAGUAGGAGGAAGACUGAAGGACAGACACCUGAUCAUCAUCAACAGUCCUCAGCUGCUCCAGACGAACAUCUCGGAUCAUCAGCUCACACAGACAGUGAGAGAGUGUGUGUAUCUGUCUGAUCCAGGACCUCGUGUGAUCGUGCUGCUCCUCAAACAUGAGCCGUGUUCAGCAGAAGAUCAAGAGUGUGUGGAGAAGGUGCUGCACUCUUUCUCUGAGCGCGUUUAUCAACACACCAUGGUGCUCAGCACACAAGACACCACUGAAACCAGUGGCAUCCUACAGACAAUCAUUCAGAAAUGUGCAAACAGACACUUCAGGCUUCAGAGGAGCAGCUCUCCUGAUGAUCUUCUGCAGAUGUUUGAGGACAUCGUGCAAAUGAAUGAUGGACGUCACCUGGUUUGUGCUGAAGCUUCACAGAAUUUGACAAUGGAGCAACAAACCACAGAGCGACUUUCAGAGGGUGUGAAGCUGAAUCUGGUUGUGUGUGGGAGUGACGGGACAUUAAAAUCCUCCAUAUCAGAGCAGAUCCUGCAGCAGACAGACGUGGAGCUUCAUGGACGUGUGAUCAGUGUAAUAGAGCUUCCAGCUCUGUUCAACACUCGGCUCUCAGAGGAGGACGUGAUGCGUCAGACUCUCAACUGUGUGUCUCUCUGUCAUCCUGGAGUUCAUGUUUUCCUCCUCAUUGUUCCUGAUGCUCCACUCAAUAAUGAAGACAAAGCAGAAAUGGAAGAAAUCCAGAAGAUUUUCAGCUCAAGAAUCAACAAACACAUCAUGAUCCUCAUAAUGCAGGAUUCAGAGCAUCAGACAGCAGAACUCAAUGAAGAAACACAGUCUGUCAUUGAGAGUUUCGGAGGACGACAUCAUUACUUUGGUCCCAGCACACAAGAGUCCACACUGAUGGAGAACAUCGAGCAGAUGCUGGAAGAAAACAGAGGAGGCUUUUUCUCUACAGAGACACUUCUGGAGGCACAGAUGAAAAAACUGCUGCAAUUUGAAGAGAUGAAGAAGAAACUUAAUUCAUUAGAGGCACAUUUACUGUCACAAGUUUCAAGAGAAAACACAGAUGAUGAACUGAGGAUUGUGCUUCUGGGAAAAACUGGAGUUGGGACUGGAAGCACAAUCUUAGGAAGAGAUGCUUUUAAGGCAGAAGCAUCAUUUGAAUCAGCGACUAAAGAGAGUCAGAGAGAAACAUCUGAAAUCAACGGUCGACGUGUUACUGUGAUCGACACUCCAGGACUGUUUGAUACUGAACUGAGUAAUGAGGAGAUCCAGAGAGAAAUCAGACACUGCAUCUCCAUGAUCCUGCCUGGACCACAUGUGUUUCUCUUACUGAUUCCACUGGGACGAUUCACUAAACAUGAGGAAGCAUCGGUGAAGAUCAUCCAAGAGACAUUUGGUGAGAAAUCUUUAAUGUACACCAUGGUGCUCUUCACCAGAGGAGACGAUCUAAAGGACAAAACCAUUGAAGAGUGUUUGGGUAAACCUGGAUCUCCUCUGAUGAAGCUGAUUGAAGCAUGUGGAAACAGAUAUCAUGUGUUCAAUAAUAAUCAGACCGGAGACCGAACACAGGUGUCUGAUCUGCUGGAGAAGAUAGAUGCCAUGCUGAAAGCAAACGGAGGGAGUUUCUACUCAUGUAAGAUGUUCAGUGAGAUGGAGAGAGAAAAACAAGAACAACAGAUGAAGAUCCUGAUGGACAGAGUCAGAGAAAGAGAAGAAGAGAUGAAGCAAGAACGAGAGACAUUUAAACAUGAAAUCGAGCAACUGAAGCAAGAAAACAAGAAAGUAAAAACAGAAAAAGAGAAAUUUCAGAUCAAAUACAACACAGAAACAGAACGACUGAUGAACAGAAUAGAGAACGAGACAAAAAAAGAGAAGAGUUCAAUGAGAGAAGAAGAAUAUAAAACACUGAUGAAAGACAGAGAGGAAAAGGAGAGGAAAAUGCUCGAGCAGAUGAAACAGGAACGAACGCAAUGGGAGAAACAGAAACAAGAUGAAAGACAGAAAAGAGAAGAAGAAAAAAUAGAACAAGAAAAACAGAAAUUUGAACUUUACAAGCAACAACAAAGUCCAGAUAGAGAUUACGGAAUGAUGCAAAAAAGACAAAGAGUUCCUGUCAACAUCCAGGAUACUCCUGUCUCCAGUCUCUCACCCAUAAGGAUUGUGCUGCUGGGUCGUGGUGGUGCUGGGAAAAGUGCAGCUGGAAACACAAUCCUGGGACAGAAAGAGUUCAGAUCUGAGAUAAGUGUGACUGCAGUAACCCGUGAAUGUUCAGCUGCUCACACCACUGUUUCAGGCAGAUCUGUGUCUGUAGUUGAUGCUCCUGAAUUCACUUACAUCAACACUGAGCAGUCAAUGACAGAGAAAAGGAGAAGUGUUUAUUUAUCCAGUCCUGGACCUCAUGCUUUCCUCAUUGUGUUUCCUCUGAAUAUGUGGUUCACUGAACAUGAGCAGCAGAUUAUUCAGAAGAUUGAGAUGAUGUUUGGUCAGGAGGUGUUAAAAUACUCCAUCAUUCUCUUCACUUAUGGAGAUCUGCUGAAAGAAGAAACCAGUGAGGAACUCAUCGAGAAGAACUAUGUUGUAAGACUUGCAGUACAGCAGUGUGGAGGCAGAUAUCAGGUGUUCAACAACAGAGAUCAGAAUAACAGAAAGCAGGUGAAUGAUCUGCUGCAGAAGAUUGACACAAUGAUCGAGCAGAACGGAGGAGGACACUACAGCAAUCAGAUGCUUGAAGAUGAUCUGAGAUUCAGACGAGAGGAGAAACAAAGACAGUAUUGUGUCUGUAGUUGAUACUCGUGAUUUUUUCACAAAAAUAUUCAAACCUGAAAGUGUUUAUUUAUCCAGUCCUGGACCGCGUGCGUUUCUCAUUGUUUAAGGGCAGGUCUGUUAGAAGAGAGCACAGAGAACCAGACUGAGGUGAACAGUAAUGAGAUGUCUGAAGAUGCUCUGAGAUUCAGAUGAGAGGAAAGAAAAAACAGUAAAUCUAUGAUAGAUGAAAACACACAGACUGAAUAAGUGAUUGCUAAAAGAAAAGAAGCCACUAGUGAUGUUUUGCAUAUGCUCUUAAAGGGGUAGUUCACCCAAAAAUGAAAAUGUGAUGUUUAUCUGCUUACCCCCAGGG
Messenger RNA from Sinocyclocheilus anshuiensis, 3460 nucleotides. Its product is annotated as GTPase IMAP family member 8-like. Gene Ontology annotation, molecular function: GTP binding. The coding region runs from base 1 to 3129 and encodes 1042 amino acids. The transcript is spliced from 7 exons. Lineage: Eukaryota; Metazoa; Chordata; Actinopteri; Cypriniformes; Cyprinidae. The record is from RefSeq and is a predicted model, not a curated record.